CAUACUAGCGCAACAGAAAGCCCCCCCACCCCCCAUUGGCGAGCAAUAUUGGAAUUGGUGGAGAGGUGGAAUAUUGCGUUGGUGACCAGGCCUCCCGUGUGAUGCUGGGACCCAACGGGUCCCACUUAGUCUAGUACUUGAUAUAUUUAAUGCUUGGCCUCCACUGUGUUCUGUGGCAGACAAUUCCAUUAGUUCACCACUCCCCAGGAGAAGAAAUGCCCCCUUAACAAGAGCCAACCGAGGUCCAUCCCUAAAGGACAAGAUCUAUCUAUCUUUCCCAUGCUCCUUCCCAAACAUUAACAGAAUCAUUGAGUUCAUUUUUAUGUUGAGUUGCUUAAACUUGCACUCAGGCCUCUGAGUGGUAAUGCUUUGGCAAUCCCACUGGGCCCCAGCAGCCUGGUGAGAAAUUUAAUUGGCUUCAAAAUCCAAUUGUUUGUUUAUAUGAUUGAACGAUUAGAAUAAAUUAUAUUCCUAUCCUGAUCAUAGUCCUGCUGAUCUCUCCCUUGUUAACACUCCAUUUCAACUUAACAUGCAUUUUUGAAGUUUGCAGAACACAAAACACAAAUUGCAAUGUUAGUAACGGAUUGCAUUUUUCUUUGUUUCUUUCUCUCAAUCUUUGUGUUAGGAAACAAUUCUUCAUUAAUGUCACACUUGCACAGCUGGUAGAGUUGCUGCCUCAUGGUGCCAGGGACCCGGGUUAGUUUCUGACCUUGGAAGCUGUCUGUGUGGAGUUUGCAUGUUCCAUGUGUGUUUCCUCUGGGUCAUCCGAUUUCCUUCCACAACCCCCAAAACGUGCAGGCUUCUAGGAUAAUUGGCCCCUAUGAAGUUGCGCCUAAUAUGUAGGGAGUGGAUGAGAAAGUGAUAUAGCAUACAACUAGUGUGAAUGAGCGAUCGAUGGUAGGUGUGGACUCGGUGGGCCGAGGGCGCUUUUUCCUUACUGUAUUUCUAAAGUAAACAAAAUUUUACCUGAAUCAGACUUUAGAAAAUUGACCUUUUUGCUUGUCUUCAGAAUGUUGGAAAGCUUGGCAGAAGUUACUUUAACCUUAAGGAAAAUAUCCCAUCACUACAGAUGAUGAACACAUAAUGUGAAACUAGGUCCCGGUCAGAUUGCUUUAGCAAAGCAGCUCUGGGCAAAAACAUUACAAUAAAACUCAAUGUAUUUUACUCACAAAGUAAAAUUUAGUAUUAAAAGAAAAGUAGCUAAUUUGAUACAUUUUAUUAACCAAUUGUGAAACACGGGAUUAGUUUUUAUAUUGUUUGAAUUGUUAUUUUAGACAUAUAAAAUUCCAGUUACCAAGGGAAACAGACAGUCAUGAAGUUUGAAUGAUUAAUCCAUGUCAUAGUGUUCUGCAGUAGUUAAAACUGCACAUUUUAACCAUGGCUCAAAGCUGUGGAAUUCACUCCCUGAACUUCCCCAGCUGUCUCUGCCCUCCCCCAUGACUCAUUCAAAUCUGUCUCCCGACCUCCUUGGUCACUUGACCUAAUAUCUCCUGGCAAAAAAAUGUUGUCUGAUAACACUCCUCUAAAGUAUACGUGGGUAUAUUUUAUAAGCGGUGCAGGCUCGAAGGGCCAAAUGGCCUCCUCCUGCACCUAUUUUCUAUGUUUCUAGCUAUGUUUUACCAGAUCAUUGUGAUAUAUAAAUGCAAAUAGAUGGCGUUGCCAAAGUGAGCCACUUGGUAGUUUGCCCCGGUGGACAUCAUAGUAAUUCUCCAAUCCUUCCCUCAACCCCAAGGGCCAAUGAAUGAAAGCCAGUGCAGCCUCGGAGUAAUUUCUGAUUUGGGAAGCGUUGUCUGAAAAUUGGUUCAGUGCUACUGUGGCGCCCCAAGCUAGGGCCCAGGGCUCACGGCUGCUGUCUAUGGGUCAUAGGCUGGAGCGGCUUCCUUCACGUAGUGUAUGACAGGUCAGCCUUACUGGAGGAAGUGUCUGUUCGAGCAGACUCCAGUGGAGCUAGUGGCCGCCUGGCACGGUGGCUGAGCCCAUGCCGUCUCAGUCGCAAGGCAGUGCCAUCCGCUGCACACUGGUAAAUUGCACUUGUGAAUGCUUCCAGCCAGGCAAGAUCAACCUGCGGACCUGUGACCAGUGCAAACAUGGUUGGGUGGCACAUGCGUUGGAUAAGCUCAGCACCCAGCAUCUCUACCACCCAACUCAGGUGGAGAUUGUGCAAUCAAACGUGGUAUUUGACAUCAGCAGCCUGAUGCUGUACGGGACUCAGGCUGUGCCAGUGCGCCUCAAGAUCCUCCUCGAUCGUCUCUUCAGCGUCCUCAAACAAGAGGAAGUGCUCCAGAUCCUGCACGGCCUUGGCUGGACUCUCCGAGACUAUGUCCGUGGUUACAUCCUUCAGGAUGCUGCAGGCAAGGUGCUGGACCGUUGGGCAAUCAUGUCCCGGGAAGAGGAGAUCAUUACCCUCCAGCAGUUCCUGAGAUUCGGAGAAACCAAAUCCAUUGUGGAGCUGAUGGCCAUCCAGGAGAAGGAAGGGCAGGCUGUGGCAGUGGCGACUUCCAAAGCAGACUCCGAUAUCAGGACUUUCAUAGAAGGCAACAAUCGGACACGGAGCCCCAGCCUCCAAGCUCAUCUCGAAAAUAGCAACCCGUCCAGUGUUCACCAUUUUGAAAACAUCCCCAACAGCCUGGCCUUCCUCCUUCCGUUCCAGUACAUAAACCCUGUGUCUGCUCCCCUACUUGGUCUCCCUCCCAAUGGAGUCAUGCUUGAACAACCAAGCCUGAGGCUGAGGGAAACUAACCUUCCCCUGCAGAAUGAGCAUGUGGAGAGCAGCGAGUCUGAAGUCUCCAUUUCUCCUUUUCGAAGCGACCAGUCGGGCAGCAGGAAUGCGCUCAGCAGCAUCAUCAACAUUGAACCCAAGAAUGAGCAGAAGAGCAUGUCCCCGAUUCACACUCCAUCUCCUGCAAAUGACCCGGUCAAAUCCGACCACUCCAAAGCCAGCAUUCUGAAUGCAAAGAUCCAGAGGAUGCGAAGGAACGGGUUGUCCCCAAGGAAGGGCCGAGUGGUCUGCAAUGCGUGUGGGAAGACCUUCUAUGAUAAAGGCACGCUCAAGAUCCACUACAAUGCUGUGCACCUGAAGAUCAAGCACAGGUGUACCAUUGAAGGCUGCAACAUGGUCUUCAGUUCCCUUCGGAGCCGUAAUCGACACAGUGCCAACCCCAACCCCCGCCUGCACAUGCCAAUGCUGAGGAACAACCGAGACAAGGACCUCAUUCGAGCCACAUCUGGAGCUGCCACUCCCGUCAUAUCCAGCAUCAAGUCAAAUUUGAGCCUUUCGUCUCCCGGACGGCCGUCCCUGGGCUUCAGCUCAUCCUCAGUGGAUUCAGUUCUACAAAGCCCGCUGGUGUUUCCCUCGCUAAAAACAGUGCAGCCUGUCCCUCCAUUUUACCGGAGCCUGCUGACCUCUGGUGACAUGGUAUGCCCGCCAAACUCACUCCCGACCAGCCCCAUCAUGCCAGUGAUAGGCAGCCUCGAGCAGCCUUGCGGCCUUGAGCAGCUUCCGCCCGCUGUCCAGGAGCUCGCAGCUGAACUCGCCCCCAAGAAAAAGUCUCGCAAAUCAAGCAUGCCCGUGAAGAUCGAAAAAGAGGUGAUCGGCACCGCCGAUGAGUUUGACGAAGAUGAUCAGGUCAACGAGAAUCAUGUGAACAGUGACAUCCAUGAUGAGGAAAUGAGCAAUGGCAAUGGUCACAAGAGUAUAAGCCCUGCCAUGCACAUGCAUGUCAGCAGCAACGCAGAUGAUGAGAGAAGUCUCGGGGGCUUCGAGGAUAAAAAGAUGGGGAGCAUCACUUCCGAGGAUCAUGAGCAGGACCGCGAUUUUGAGGAUGAGUCUGAAGGCUCAGAGUCCAAAAUGUGCGAUGAUGUUACGGAAAAUGAGGAGCAGACACACAGAGACAUUUUUGAUAAGGACGAAAUGUCAGACGGCAAGAACGAGGACAAAGACUGUGUCUCCCCCCUCCCCCAAUCCAUUAAAAUAAAGGAGGAGUUCUGUGACCCAACCUAUGACAUGUUCUAUAGCAUCAGCCAGUAUGGCUUGUAUAACGGAGGAGCUGGGAGUAUGGCUGCCCUCCAGGAAGGCUUUGCAUCUUCCAUGGGAUAUGGCAGCCCCCAGAAAUACUCACCAGAGAGUGAACUGUGCUCCAGCCCAGAUCCCAAGAUCUGUUACGUCUGCAAGAAGAGCUUUAAAAGCUCCUACAGUGUGAAGUUACACUACAAGAAUGUUCACCUGAAGGAGAUGCAUGUUUGCACAGUGGAAGGUUGCAAUGCAGCGUUCCCAUCUCGCAGAAGCAGAGACAGGCAUCUCAUACACAGAAUACCGCACAGACACAGUGCCAACAUUAAUCUUCAUCGUAAGCUACUAACCAAGGAACUGGAUGAAAUGGGGAUGGAUCCAGCACCACCGCUAGCCAAGGACCUCCGUGAGGAAUUUUUGGCCAAGAUCUAUGGUGGGCACCAUGGAAUUGGGCUGGAUAUGAGGGAUGAAGCCAGUUCACCAGCAGGGACAGAAGAUUCCCACAUCAAUGGCUACACAAGGGUCACACCAGAUGAUUACAUGGUGCUCGACCUCAGCACCACUUCUAGCAUCCAAUCCGGCAGCAGUAUCCACUCGUCACGGGAAUCAGAGGUGGGAAGUGAUGAAGGGAUCCUGCUGGAUGAGAUGGAUGGGGCCAGCGAUAGUGGUGAAUCUGCCCACAGAGCAGAGGUUCAGUCCCAGGCUGCUGGUUCCAGUCAUGAAGCCUUAGAGGCCUCCAUAUUGCAAGCAGCAUCAACCAGCAAUGGGGGAAUUAUGUGUAUUAUCUGCCACAAAAUGUACAGCAACAAGGGGACGCUGAGGGUUCAUUACAAGACAGUCCAUCUCCGUGAAAUGCACAAGUGCAAGGUUCCUGGUUGCAACAUGAUGUUCUCUUCCCUGCGGAGCCGGAACAGACACAGCCAGAACCCUAAUCUACACAAGAACAUUCCCUAUGCCUCCAUUGACUGAUGCACCGUUCUACACCAGGUGACCUGAUCUGCUGAGCCUUUUUAACAUCAGGUGCUUUCUUCGCUGAUUUGCCCUCUGACCUGGGGUUCAGACUCAAGGAGCAAUUGUUUGGAGCUCAGUAGAUGAAACCCUAGGUCAAGUUGAAAUGCAUCAUGUUCAUUCAUCUCCAAAGAGACAGUAUCCACUAUCUGUGACUGUUGCCUGCAGAAAAAAAAGUACCUUCUUGUUGUCUUUGUGAACUUAGCUACUUGUCAGCUUUUGACAGAAACUUUGAUUGAGCAUGGCAGCUUCUUUUGUACAAACUUUGCCCUUGAAAGGCCAAUGAUGUCAAUUGAUUCUACUGUCAUCCUGAUAAGCCAAGGCCCUCUUUCUGUCACAUUUCUAAUUUGUGAAAUAGUCUUCUAAAGUCAUAAAUAUGGAAUUUAGAAACAAAAUUAAUAUCCUCUUUUAACUGUCUGAUUUGGGAUCAAUGUAUCUUGUAUCCGUACAGAUUUCUGGCAUUUGAUGCCUUGUGAUUUUCUUUUGUAACAGGGCGCAACCUUGAAAUUUGAGCCAGACCAUUCAAGGCUGAUAUCAGGAAACUCUUCCUGAAAAAGCAGGGAAUGGACAUUGCAAACGUUCAACCCCAGAAGGCUGCUGAGCCUGGGGCUGAACACAUAUUUUAAAACUGAGAUUAAUAACCACGGUGGAUGCAUGGAGUUAAGAUACAGAUCGGUUAUGAUCUAACUGAGUAGGGAAACAGACUCAAAGUGCCAAAUGGCUUUCUCCUCUUCCAUUGUUCCAAAACGAUAAACUCAUCCAAAAAAAUGCUUCUCGUUAUAAAAUGCAAAAACUGAUAUCAUCAUUCUCUGCACUUAAUAAUUUUUUGUUCAGUUUCUCCAGCUACACUGUGAUUUUAUUCCAUAAAAUGCAAGUGUAUUCCACAACAGGUCCUCCGCAGGAUGUGGGAACAUUCUUCCCAUAAUCUCUUGCAGCCUGGAAUAUAAUUAAUUCUUUGCCCUUGUCCAAUUCUUCACCCCCCGCCCAAUACCACCCACCCCACAAAUUCCCUAAUUGUCUGGGGCUCCAAGCUCAGAACAUUUCUCCACAAGUCGUUUUCCCUCUCAUUCCUUCUGUAAGAAGUUGUUCAAAACCCACCACCCUGACAUCGACUCACCAGAUGUGUCUCAAAUCUUUGUCUUCACAGCCACCUGUGAAGUAUAUUGUGAUAUUUUACAAUGUUACAUUGACAUGUUUGCACAGUCCAAAGGACAAAAUUAAGAAUAAUUUGCAUCCAGUUUUCAGAUAAAACUAUUUUCCAAUGUUCUGAUGAAUAAAUGCCCGAGAGGCAGAGAAUCCCCCUGCGGCCAAUUGCUUACAUGGCUGUUUAAGAAUAAAUACACCUUUCUGUUCAAGCCUGUGCUUUCCACCUCUUCUAGACAGAAUGUUGAUGGUCUUUUUCUCUACUGAAGGAAAAGCUGAGACUGGCAAUCGGAAUGACAUGGUACUUUCACACUUCCAUGUCAGUAUGGAAGGCUAGGACAGAUUUGUGUGAGGAUGUGAGGUCCAUUGCAUUCUUUUGAUACACCACAAAAUCUUUGUUCAAUUUAUAGCAUGCACAUGAUACAUAAAGAGUCAUUAACUCGUGCCGAUCAGUACGAGCUGCCUGUUCAUCAAUUUAUGAGGAUUUGCUCAAUUUGACUGAUCAAUGCCAUAUGUAAAGAUUUUAUCUAAAAUGGAGCAAAGCCGAAAACCUAAUGACCAAAUGUAUCUGUGCCCAAAAUUCUAAUAAUUGCCAACGACAAGGUAAGUUGGCUGUUAGAGCUCUGGAUUAUGGCUGUUCUCAUGUCAAAAAAAAAUCCUCUUAAACUACAGUCUAUCCAUUCUGUUUCAAAAAGAAAUGAGACUUUCAAGAAAACAAUCCAAAAUUGACCAUUGAACAUUUUAACUGCAAACAUGGGAUAUUCUGAAUAAUUACUCAAAUUCUCCCUAAUAAUGACUAUCUCAUGUAAUAUAUGGAACAAUCACAAAGUGUUGCACAGUAGCAUUAUCAAUCAAAGGUUGUACAGUAAGCCAGAAAAUGCAUGUCAGGGAAGGUGAAUCAAGGCUUGGACUAAAAGAAAAUGUUUAAAAACCUCCAGGAAGAGAGAGGUGAAGAUGUAGAAAGAUUAAAGGAGGAAAUUCCAGUGACUGGGCACAGAUACCAGUGAUGCAGCAUUUAAGUUCCACAUUGAGUAAGCAAGUAGAAUUAGAGGACCGCAUACAUUUUCCAGGAUUAUACAUCUGUGUGCGAUUAGAGAUAUGGAUGAGGAAUAGGAAAUAAGAAAGGAAAUUUUGAAAUGUUGCCAUUGUUUAACUGGGAACCAGCACAUGUCAGUGUGCAUCUGAGUGAUGGGCAGUGGAAUUUGGGAUGUCUCUGAGGGUAGAACAAGGGAGUCAGACAGGAGGCCAUGAGUCAGGCAAGUUUAAAAUGAAACAGAAGACAAAUAAAACAUCAAAGUUCAGUUUGGUUCUAUCUAUGUGAAUACAUAACAUCAGAAUAGAGCAGAUACCAGCGCUCAGCUGCACUUUCCAUAGGCUGGAGAUAGAAAAUUAGAUCAGAGAACUAUCUUUUAGACUCAUUUCUUGGUCAUUAGUCCAACAAGAUUAGGAUUUUUUUUUAAUGUCACUCUCACUUGCCAGGCUUUGCCCCAUCCCCAUCUCUCUUUCUAGGUUUCCAUCCCCUACUCCAAUCAGUCUGAAGAAGGGUCCCAACCCGAAACAUUGUGUCCAUCAUCAGUUGCCUUUAAUUAAUUGACAUUGCCGACUGCAGUCAUCUUUCUUGGUGAUUUACAUCCCAAUUCUAAUUUCUAUAGAAUGUAAACCUUUAACACAAUGACCCUCCUUGCUUAUAACUUGACUCUCUGAUAUUUAGUUUCCAUGGAUAAUUUCACCUUUAAGGCAGAGCACAUGUUUAAACACAUUUCAAAUUGAAUUAAUUGAAACAUAAAUCAACUUAAAAGAAGACAGAACUAGAGCAGAUAUAUCUCCAAUGAUGGUCAGAGAACAUGGAUUUGAAAGGGCUUCCACACUACCGGCUAAUUUAUCUUGUUCAAUGAACUUUGAAUAAGGCCUUUGGCUCAUCAGUAUUACAUAUUAUUGAUCGUUGUUAGCUUUUUAUGUUCUGCCUUUGUGUAAAAUC
This is a messenger RNA of Leucoraja erinaceus (little skate), 8138 nucleotides long. It is a transcript of the gene bnc2, whose product is annotated as basonuclin 2. Gene Ontology annotation, biological process: regulation of DNA-templated transcription. The record is from RefSeq and is a predicted model, not a curated record. NCBI's taxonomy places the organism in Eukaryota, Metazoa, Chordata, Chondrichthyes, Rajiformes, Rajidae. The transcript has 7 exons. The coding region runs from base 1979 to 4978 and encodes 999 amino acids. Gene Ontology annotation, cellular component: nucleus.